CUACAGCAGGUUUCCUUUACAGACCGCGCACAUGGAAGCAGAGAGGGACCACACCUGAGACGGCGGUCCACCUGAGAUGAAGAGAAAAGCAGGAACAAAACAAGAAGAUCUGGGAAAAUAAGAAAAAAGGAGAAAGAUUCAUGAGAAAAAAAUGGAAAAUAAUGGGAUAGAAAAGAAAACACAAGGUAUGGAGGGCGAUCCGGACCUUCAGUUCCUUCUGAAAGGUGGAGACCUGCUCAAAGUCCUGUCCCCAUCCUGGAAGAAGACUCGUUUUCUGAGACUCCAGGAUGACUGCAAAACCAUGUGGCGUGAAUCCAAGAAAACCUUCAAGUCAUGCCAGACAUUUCCAGUCGCUGACAUCCAAGAGGUGCGAAUGGGUCGCCAGUCAGAGGGUUUAAAGAAGAACGCCGAGGAGCAGGCGGAGUGCCGCUGCUUCUCAAUCGUCUUUAAGGGUCGCCGUAAAAACCUGGACCUCAUCGCCAGCUCAGAGGAGGAGUCCAAGCAGUGGAUCAAAAGCCUGCAGAAACUGGUUUCCAACGUAAACAACCUGAACCGCAUGCAGACCACAGAGCAUUGGAUCUUCAGCUGUCUGAGGAAAGCAGACAAGAACAAAGACGAUAAGCUGAGUCCGUCGGAGGUCAAGAGCUUCCUGCAUCUCAUCAACAUUGAAAUGGAUGAUGACUAUGCAGACAUGCUGUUCAAGAAGUGUGACAAGUCAAACUCUGGGUACCUUGAUGGAGAGGAGAUCGCUCAUCUCUAUGACCUCCUGACCAAUCGGGAGGAAAUCGAUGUGAUCUACGGGGAGUACGCCAAGACCACGGGCUUCAUGAGCGCUGACAACCUGGUGGGCUUCCUGAUGAAGGAGCAGAGAGAGAAAGCCACGUUGGCUGAUGCUCAAAAAAUCAUUGAGAAAUAUGAGCCAGAUGAGCAGGCCAAGGAGAAGAAGCUGCUGUCCAAAGAUGGCUUCCUCAUGUACCUGCACAAUGUGGAGGCCAUGAUUCUGAAUCCAGAGCACUCUGAGGUGUACCAGGACAUGCAGCAGCCCCUAAACCACUACUUUAUCUCAUCCUCGCACAACACCUACCUCACGGAGGAUCAGCUCAAAGGCCCCAGCAGUACUGAGGGUUAUGUCAGAGCUCUGCUGAAGGGCUGCCGCUGUGUGGAGCUGGACUGCUGGGAUGGAUCAGACAACGAGCCAGUCAUCUACCACGGUUACACCUUAACCUCAAAGAUUCUCUUCAAGGAUGCGAUCAAAGCCAUCAAGGAGAAUGCCUUUAAGACGUCUGAUUAUCCGGUCAUCCUCUCCUUGGAGAACCACUGCAGUUUGGAGCAGCAGGUGGUCAUGGCCCAACACAUGAGCUCAAUCCUCGGCAGUGCGCUCGUCACCUCUCCCCUAGGCGACAACAUGCCGACAAACUUCCCAUCUCCAGAGGAACUGAAAGGGAAGUUCCUGAUCAAAGGAAAGAGAUUACAGAAACUGGAGGCCACUUUUGCAAACAAAGCGGCAGACGCUGAUAGCGUCGACGUGACCGAGGAGGAAGAGUCAAAUGAUGAGAGCGCUGAGGAAGAGCUAAAGGAGAAGAAGAAGAAAAAGCUGAAACUAGCCAAAGAGCUGUCUGACAUGGUGAUCUACUGUAAGAGCGUCCACUUUCACAGCUUCAAGGAUGCCAGGAAAACCCUGAGCUUCUAUGAGAUGUCCUCCUUUAAGGAGGGAAGAGCUGUGAAGCUGGCAGAUGAGUCGGCAAACGACUACAUCCGUCAUAAUGUGGAGAAACUGAGCCGCGUUUAUCCUGCGGGCUCCAGGACCAACUCUUCCAACUACGACCCAGUCCCUCUGUGGAACGCCGGCUGUCAGAUCGUUGCCUUAAACUUCCAGACAGGCUGCAAGGAAAUGGACGUGAACCAGGGUCGAUUCGUCGUCAACGGCAACUGUGGAUACGUCCUCAAGCCGUCCUACAUGAGGGACAGGAGCACCGAGUUUGACCCCAUCACCCUGACCCGAGGAGAGUGGCUGAAGCACAAGAUACUGCACAUCAUGAUCAUAUCGGCACAGCAGUUGCCCAAAGUGAACAAGAAGAAGUCCUCCAUAGUGGACCCGCUGGUUAGAGUGCAGAUCUUUGGAGUGCCGGCUGACGUCGCAGAGAAAGAGACAAGUCCUGUUGAUAACAAUGGUUUUAACCCCGCCUGGAACGAGAACUUCCAGUUUGAUGUAUAUGUGCCAGACCUAGCGCUAGUUCGCUUCGUCAUCGAGGACUACGACUCCACGUCUGAUAACGAGUUUGUCGGGCAGUACACGCUUCCUUUCAACAGUCUAAAAAUGGGAUACAGACACGUACCUCUGCUCAACAAGAACGGAGACCUCCUACCCUCAGCCGGCCUCUUCAUUCAUGCCAUGGUCCUCGAUGAAGAAUGAGACGUCACUUAUACAUUCACAAAGCCGCAUUUUAAAUUUUAUUUUAGACUAAGAUUAAUUUAUUAGUUUAAUCCCAGCAGUUUAGUCUGCAGCAGUAAUGAGGCCACAAAAGUCACGGACCACUCUGCAGAAACUGUUUUUACAAACCUUUUAAGAGCUUUAGCUCGUGGCCGUCGUCUUUGGUCGUCAUAUUUAGUCGAACCUUUUUAUCCAAAUGAUCACUUAAUGAGUUUUAGAGUCGAUAUGUUUUCACAAGUAGCUUUAGUCAUCAGGUGCGAGCUAGUUCUUGACCUUUUGCUCUCCUUUUUGUAAAUCAAUACACUCAAAGUGUCACCGGUCUCUGUGCUUUUGUUUAAAUAAUCACAAAUGAAGUGGUGACUGUUCAGAGGAACGUGCUGUUUUAUACCAGCCCUGAGUGCAGUGAUGGCAUGUGGCAAAGUACUUUGCAUUUUAAAUACUUAAAUACAGUUUUUCUGUAUCUGUA
Molecule: messenger RNA, 2897 nt
Organism: Nothobranchius furzeri (turquoise killifish)
Lineage: Eukaryota; Metazoa; Chordata; Actinopteri; Cyprinodontiformes; Nothobranchiidae
Product: 1-phosphatidylinositol 4,5-bisphosphate phosphodiesterase delta-1
Biological process (GO): phosphatidylinositol-mediated signaling; release of sequestered calcium ion into cytosol; lipid metabolic process
Molecular function (GO): calcium ion binding; phosphatidylinositol-4,5-bisphosphate phospholipase C activity
Source: RefSeq, a predicted model, not a curated record